GCUGUGUCGUACAUACUAUUCCUGAUAAGUUUCCUAGCCGUACACUGUCAGUAUGUCUACGAAUCCAUUGGUGACACCACCAUGACUCGGGAAGUACUGACAAAAAUGAACUAUAUUUUAGAACUGGUUACCCUUCAAUUGUUUUGUAUAACUGCGUAUUUCUGUGCGUUUACAAAUCGUUGCACUUACGUAAAAAUAAUAAACGGUAUGAUAAAAUUUGUUGAACCACCAAAUAUAAAUAUGGAGCAGGAAGUGAAGCGUUGUCGAAAUCAAGUGAACGUUAUACUGGUUUUCCUAUUAUCGGUGUUUUUACUGCAGAUUUGUGUGAACUUCACUCGUGAUUCACCAAUUUGGAAGACUAUUUUAGUCUGUAUCUCAUUUCUUCUGCCGCAAAUGAUACAGUUCACAGUGAUAGCAUUUUAUUACGUGCUCGUUCUGAUGCUCAUUGUGUUGCUAAAAAAUGUUAAACUUCACUUAAUCAAUUUGAUAAAGAACGAUACAAAGGUUAUGGAUUAUUAUACGAAGGCAGAGACGAAGAUCACAACACUGCAGUAUAUGGAAUCUUUGUACUCGAAAGCUUUUGAAAUGAAGAGAGAGAUUAUUGGAGCUUUUCAGGCGCCCCUUUUGGUGACAACGUUGCAAUGUUUCCAUUCCAUCGUGAGCGAGGCCCACAUCAUAUACCAUGGGCUGGUUGUCGAGAGAGAGUUCUCCCUGCACUCUAUUUUUAAUUGCUCCAUAUGGAUAAUUUAUCAAAUCAUAAAAAUUUAUAUCAUCUCCAGAUCAGGAAGUUUAUUGAAGCAAGAGAUACAACAUUUCUCUUCGUUAAUGUCAUAUCAAGGAGAAGAUAUGACGGCAUACGGAUUGGUUAACUUUGAUUCAGCUUUACUGUCUAAGAUCACUGCAUCUUCGGCAAUGUACUUAACUAUAUUGGUGCAGUUUGAUAAAAAAUAACGCCGAAACAGAAAACUGUACUACACGUAAACUACCCACUGUACAGAAGCAAGAACUUCAAUUAUCACAGACUUAUAUCCAAGAACCAGCCAAUGUUUUAUUAUACAGUGUUUCUAUUUGAUCUCGUUUUAUAAUUAUUAAUUAUACUAAAUAUGAUAAAUGUUGUGUCAUUAUCCGAUUUACCUAUCUAUUUUAAACUCACUACAGGACACAACUAAUAAGUUGUGGUAUAUUAUUAUUUUACUCAAUAACAAGUAACUAAGUCAUUUCGCCGAGACAAAAUAAGGCAUAAAGCGGCGAUUAGACUAGACUACAUGUAGUGCACUACCUCAUGUAGUUUCCUACGAAAGGACAAGUGUAAUCAUAGUUAGGCAUGAAGGACACUACAUAUCGGAGAUUGACGGGUCCCGACCGUCCUACAUCCUAGGUAGAAUCCAACUUAGGCAUCCUACAUAGGCCAGUGUAAACAGAACGUCCUAACUCCAACUUGUAGGACGCCAAUUUGUAGUGCACUACAUGUAGUCUAGUGUAAUCGUCGCUUAAGCUGCAACCCGCUGUCUGUUGCCUAAAUUCUGAUGGAAUCAGAAUUCAGAACCCGCAGUUUUAAAAUACGUGUUAUGAUGGUGCUACCACUACAGACUGUAGGUAAGUACCUAGGUACGUUUAUCAAAUUGUCUCAUUUCCUUCGUUUUCGAAAUUUCCGG
Messenger RNA from Trichoplusia ni (cabbage looper), 1655 nucleotides. RefSeq lists its product as uncharacterized. NCBI's taxonomy places the organism in Eukaryota, Metazoa, Arthropoda, Insecta, Lepidoptera, Noctuidae. The transcript is spliced from 3 exons. Gene Ontology annotation, cellular component: membrane. The record is from RefSeq and is a predicted model, not a curated record. Gene Ontology annotation, biological process: sensory perception of taste. Bases 82 to 951 code for a protein of 289 amino acids.